AUGUCGGACUACGACAACAAGCAGCAUUACGACGAUGUGUAUGAGUAUCCAACGAGCACAAGACCCGAACACGGGCAAGGCUAUUCCGCUUUCGCUGCCCAUCCGACCUAUACGAACGACUAUGUAACGACUCAGGCGGAGGUUCCAUCUGGGCUGCCACACUCCGUGGCCGCAUACAAUCGACAUCCCGCGGCCCAAACGUAUGCCUCACAUGACACAGCCUACUACCACAACCAGCAGGUCCAUUACCCUGCAUAUCUUGAGACUGCCUCCCGUCCACUGCCGGAAAUAACAUCCUACUCACCGAAUCAAGGACAACGAGGUACGCGAGUUACCGUCUACCUGCGAUCUGUCUACGACUUGGAUCUGCCGCAAGUUACACCGAUGAUUAUGUUCGGGCCAAGGCGGUGCGAAAGCCAGAGUGUUUUGACGAAGACGACGCAGCAUGGCCAACCGUACCAUUAUGCACUCACCGUGGACGCACCUCCUCUCACUCCCACGGCCUCACCAUCUCCGCAAGUCCCGUUGACUCUGACCUUCGACGAGAGCCCUGUUACCUGGUCGCCUACGUCUUUCGAGUUUGGCAGCUUCACAUACCUGGAUCAACAGCCUCUGUAUCCGGUCUUGUCCCCUCCAGCUCAGCAGAAGAAGCGCAAACUCUCGCCUGAAGCAUCUCCUCGCCGCUCACCAACGAAGAAGCAGUCUCUCCAACAUCUUGCCGGGCCAUCAAGCGCUGCUCAUUCGGCCUCGCCUUUUCGACGACCAAGCGUUCCAGAUCUGUACUCUUCAGGACGUCGAUUAAGCGUUCCAGAGGUGCAACAGAGCUAUGCACUCCCGCGUGUUUCGGCUCAGCAGUACUACGCUCCACAGCCUGCUCCGUCCUACCACAGCACCCAAAGCCCAUCAUGGAAUUACAUGCCGCACAUGCAGUCCGUGACGCGCAGCCCAUCGACAGCGACGAUGGCGGCUGGUACUAGGAGUCUGGCUCAGGCCUCACCGACCAUCAAUCCACCUCUUAUCAGGACAUCAACGUUGCAGCAAUCACCAACAACGCCAGCAAGCACAACUUCGGCUUCACAGUUCAACCCGCAUGCUAUGUACCUGGCAAACACAAAGGCGGUGCUCAAGAUCGAAGGUGACCUCAACUCGAUGGCAGACAAAUGGACACCUACCGAGCAUGAGACCGGACGCCGACUCGUUCAGUUCCGUCGCAAGCAAGAGGGCAGUGUCAUCACGGCGAACUUCGAGCCGGUCACUCUCGAAGACCGGAUUCCGAACAGCAUCUGUGUCAGCUGUAUCUGGUGGGAGGAGAGGCAUGAGUGUUACGUCACCAGCGUGGACACCAUCUCACUGCUGGAGUCCCUUGUCGCAGUCCGCUUCACGGUGGAGGAGAAGAACCGGAUCCGUCGCAAUUUGGAGGGCUUCCGGCCGGCGACUGUCUCGAAGACCAAGCCUGACAGUGAGGGAUUCUUCAAGCUGAUCAUGGGGUUCCCAAACCCCAAACCAAGGAAUAUCGAGAAGGACGUUAAGGUCUUUCCGUGGCGCAUCCUGGCUGGAGCGCUGAAGAAGAUCAUUGGCAAAUAUUCCGCAAGCUACUCGUCCACCGCCGGCGCACUGCACACUCCCGGCGCAGGCGCAAGCUCCUCGAGCUACUCUGCGUCGAGAGCCUCAGAGAUCGGUCUGGAGCACCCUCACUCACGGCCAAUUGCAUCACCACAUUCGACGUCCAGCUCUGCGACAUCCCACGGCAACGCGUACGCAGCCAACAUGGCCACUAGCGCAUAUGCACUGCCUGCCAUGGGACCUACAGGACUCGGCAUCGGGCCGUCAGCAGGUCCACCAUCAGAUCUGCGUUUGACUGUGCCCACGUCGGCCACUCACGAGACGACAUCAUGGCACCAGCCUUCGGCGCACUACUCCUCCGACCUCUCUGCCACUCGCGGAUCAUGGGACUAUCCGCACACCUACCUCAGCGCCUCGCCUGCAACCGGCCUGCCGAGUUCCGCCCAGUCGUAUCAAUUCGCCAACCGCAUCCCGUCGCUCUCGGCCCACCCUGGUAUAGCUGACACCGCACGCUUCGUGCCAUUACAGCAAUACGAGGACCACCAGCAGCAGCAAGGUCACCCGACACCGACUGGCUGA
Saxophila tyrrhenica is the source of this 2142-nucleotide messenger RNA. RefSeq lists its product as uncharacterized. The coding region runs from base 1 to 2142 and encodes 713 amino acids. The record is from RefSeq and is a predicted model, not a curated record. Gene Ontology annotation, cellular component: nucleus. The transcript is spliced from 3 exons. Lineage: Eukaryota; Fungi; Ascomycota; Dothideomycetes; Mycosphaerellales; Extremaceae.